AUGGUGAACUUGUACUCUUCUGGAACGGGGAAAACAUGGAAAAACACCGGGGAAACGUGGAGGCCAGAGAUGGAGACCGUGAGUAGCAAUGUCGAGAACCUGUUUGUUGUCUCCCUCGCGCGCCCAAAGCAAGUGUGGAUGGCCCUGAAGUCAGAUCAGAUCGUUGGAGAAACCGAUCGCUUGAUCGGCAGCUUGUCGACCCAAGAGAAGGGCUUGUGGAGGAACAUCUUCAGGCAGUUGCAUGGUGUGUUUGCGGUUGUGGUUUGGGGGAAGCUGUUUGGAAGGAAGAAACAGUUGAAAGAGAAGCAGUUCGACCAGCGCUUUCGCCAAGGGGCUGCGAAGGAGUUCGAUUGCAAUUGA
Durusdinium trenchii is the source of this 360-nucleotide messenger RNA. NCBI's taxonomy places the organism in Eukaryota, Dinophyceae, Suessiales, Symbiodiniaceae. The record is from the annotation of a GenBank genome assembly.